AGUAAAGCCUUCAGCCUGGAAAGAGAGAUUGAAUUAUCGGACCUUUGGGUCACGACUGUUUCCUACCCACCCCUCCCGUCCUUCUGGAAGGAGGAGUGGAGAAUGUAACAGUUAUUGGAAUAUCCCAUGCGCCUCUCUGCAGGGGAGAAGUCACCAAUAGCCUGCAAACUGGGUGUCUGUUGCUAACAAUAUGCCUACCUUGGACCCAGAACAGCUGUUAAUCAGGGAAAUGAGAGAGGAUGAAGCCCCCAUUGUUUUGGAACUUCUGAAGGAUGGAUUCAAAGAUACGGAAAACCGCUUGAUACUUUAUGUGCUGACACGGCCACUAGCCUUAUUACUGAUGGCAGUUGUAAGCAGUGGACUACGCUUCUUCCUGAACUCCUUUGUGGUUGCCCUUGUGCUGCCAGUACUCCUCACUGUAGUGGCUUUGAAACUUCUACUGUGGCGCUCACCAGACCUUAAACACUUGCAUGCCUAUUACAGUGCAAACCAUCGUGGGCUGUGGGUGGCUGUUUAUGAUGAUGAUGAUGUGUGUGGCUGUGUGGCUUUGGAGCCUCUUGAUAGAGAGUCACACACUGCUGAGCUUAAGCGCUUGGCUGUCAGCCGAUGGUACAGGCGCUCGGGUGUGGGUCGGAGCCUCCUUCAUUUUCUAGAGGCACAGGCUCGUGCACAGGGCUUCAAAUUCCUGGUGGCCCAGGUCUCCGUGGUGGCUAAGGCUGCUAUUGGUCUCUUUGAGAACACUGACUACAGUGUGAGUGGUGGGCGCCCAUGGUUGGGUUACACUGUUCAACAAGAGUUCAUCAAAGAACUUUAGAACUGUAUCUACUGGUUUGGUACCAGGCUGUUAGGCAAGAUAGCAUGUUUUGGAAUGUUGUUGUUCUUGAACAAAGAAACACACAGAGAUUCAGAAACAGACUGCAGUUAAAACAAGGCAUUCCAGGUCUUAAGCAGUAGUUACUAUUAACAUGGUUUCUGCUUAGAAAACAAAGUGUGGCUGCAAAGCAGAUCAGGAUAGUUUGUGCCUUCUUUCCCAGUCUGGUAUAGUAAUCAAACUCUUGUCAUUUGGGAUUUCUGUUCCACAUUAUUCACUGAUGUUGGAAACAGGAACUAAAGCUCAUUUCCUGUAUCCUAUUUUGGAGUCGGAGUAACUUUACAUUUUAUACAAAGGGAACAGCAAAUUCUAACAAUUGAGAAAAUUUGUGCAUGUGUGUGUUUGUGUACAUACAUAAAUUCAUACAUACAUGCAUAUAUACACCCAGAGGAUUGUGUGUGUGUAUACACACAAACAUGCACAUAUUUUCUCAAUGUGUAUUUAUACACAAAAAACCCAGAGAAUAUACCAAAAGUCAGGCCCCAUAGACAAUUUAUUACAUAAAUUACAUAAAUUGUUCAGCUUGGUUUCCUUUUUUUCUAAACCAUUUCUUUCUUGUUUGAUGCAUGACUUUUGAACACUCCAAAAUAUAGUAACAUUUUCUCUGGAGAGGAAAAACCCUGAAAGAUUGGCUUAAAGGGCCUGAUGUUUGCAUCACCCUUUGUAUAUAUGUACUUCUCCGUGAAUGCACUUCAUCUAACAGAAGGCCAUCUGAAAAUUAUUAUUGUUCAAAUAUCCUUUCAGAAUUCACAGAUGAGGAAUUUACAUGCCAGAUUCAUAUUUCACCUGCAAGCCAGCCUGAAUGCGUAGGGCACGUCUAUCUUUUAUCAGGUUAUUGUGUAUUUUCUUUUCAAAUUAAUGAUCAGGGUGGUGAAUUCCCAGCAGCUGAUCAGUUUCUUAAAUGAGUUAAAGAAAUACGGUAAGCAUUUUCUCGCACCUUGAUGCCAUACAGACUGGACAGAUCUAGUCAUUUGCGUUCAUUAAUGUAUUUUACAUUCAUUUCCUCACUUCUGUUAGCUGGCAGUGAGUAUAUGGGCAAGUUUUCUAAAUCUGUAUUUGCAUGCCUGAGUUGGAGUAUAUUCUCUGACCCUAGUUCCUAGGGUCAGAAAUUUAGUUGUGCAUUCUCUAGCUUAUUAAAGUUUCGCUUUUAUAAAUUUAGUAAAAUUGAUUUAAAAAAGAAGAAAACACCUUUUUAAGAUGAGAUUUCAGAAGUUCUUUUAUACAUUCUGAUAAAAUAUUUUUCAGCUAUAUAGGGGAAUUUGAACAUGAUCCUUGUAGUUCCAAUAAGUUUAAAUCGUGCACAUAAAAACUGUUCAAUUACUGUAGGAUGAGGAUGUGGAUAGCAUCAUUGGAAUCAUAAAUCCAAGAGCAUUAGAGGUGUUUAAAUCAUAUAUGUUCAUAAAAUUAAUUUUCACAGAAUUUGGAGAUAAUAAAAACUGGUUAGAGGUCAUUUUUUAAAAUGAUACAUGUUAAAUCUACAGUAUGUAUUUAAUUCAUGUUGCAUAUCCCUACUUCACCUAGCGUCUUUUGAAGAUAAACUGGUGAAUGGAAUUUUAUGAAUAAAAAUGUAACUGACAAGGAACACAGUAUCAGACACAAAAAAGAUUAAAAUAACAUACAUUUCAAUAGUCUUUACAAGCUUUUUUUCUUAAGAUGAACUAAUAAAUGUUCUGGCAUUCAUGUUUAUAUAACAGUUCAGUGUCCAAAUGAGCAAACAACCCAGACUUGGCUUGAUUCUACAGUGUCAUUUUUCUAACAACCAAGCUGAGUUGACUAGCAACCUAUUUAGGGGCUCUAUUAGCCCAGGCAGGAAGUUGAUUUUAGAAAUUCUUGCCUAUAUUCUGGCUCACAAAUGCAUCUUCCUCCAGAUGUUUUAGCCAAAAGAAUUCAAAUAAUGAAUGAAUCAUUGUCUGCACCCAACUUCCAUCAUGCUGAACUAGAUUUCCAAACUCAUUAGAUGUACAUUGCAAAAGAAUUCAGUGAAAUGGAAAUUUUGUAUGAUAAACAAAAAUGCUUUGAAUAUACAUUUUCUUUUUUUCUCUUGCUAGAUUUUUUUCUGCAGAUGCAGAGACUGUUUUUCUCAUCAAUAUUGAUCUGUUGGUUUCAACAAGAAUUGAUCAACUGACUUGCUGCCUUUGCUUGACAUCAGGGGCUAAGGAAAACUGACCGGGUUCAAAAUCACUAGGUCAGCUUUCAUGCCUAAACCAGAACUAGAAUUCACAGUCUCCUGAUUUCUGAUUGGAGCUUUAACCAUCAACUCAUCUGGAGCUUUAACCUCAGUUCAAAUUGAUUCCCUGGUGUGUGUCCGUGUGUGUGUGUGUGUGUGUACAUACACACUCAGUGAUAUAUUGUGACGGGGUGGAGGUGAUGUCUUUUAAUUUGAAGUACCUAGUGAUUAGGAACACAGUGUACUGACAUAUGUUACAUCUAUGUGACAGCCAAGUUAUUGGAAGCUGAGUUCUAGUUGGGACCAACAUGUUCUGCUGCUGUGACUUCAGGGGUGGCAAUUUAUUUUUUGUAAUUCACUGUGUUAGGAAACACUGCAGAGAUCAAGAGAAAAGGUCAGGAAUAAAAAUACUAGACAUGGGUCCUUCAACUCAAUAUUUCUAUAUAGGUAGCUUUGUGAUUUUCCCUUUAUGCUAUGACCAGAUGUUUUGUUUUCAUUGGAAUCUACUUUGUGCAGAUGGAAAUUUUGCCUUUUAAAAAUACUGAUAAACUCUUAACUCUCACAAGUCCCCAACUCUCAUCCCAUAAAUGCAUAUGGAAGUUAGUAACAAUUGUGGAAUCUUCUAUUUUUAUUAUUUAUCAUUUCCAGUUUGCUUUAAUCUGAUGCACUAUCUUUGCAAUGCGGCCCUCACUAUAGUGUUGAAAAGGCUUGUCUGUAUUUUUGAUAGAUAUGAAUAAAAGUCAGGUUUAAUGUUGCA
Molecule: messenger RNA, 3795 nt
Organism: Thamnophis sirtalis
Lineage: Eukaryota; Metazoa; Chordata; Lepidosauria; Squamata; Natricidae
Source: RefSeq, a predicted model, not a curated record